Messenger RNA from Carassius auratus (goldfish), 2528 nucleotides. RefSeq names its product beta-2 adrenergic receptor. NCBI's taxonomy places the organism in Eukaryota, Metazoa, Chordata, Actinopteri, Cypriniformes, Cyprinidae. Bases 643 to 1704 code for a protein of 353 amino acids. The transcript has 2 exons. Gene Ontology annotation, biological process: G protein-coupled receptor signaling pathway. Gene Ontology annotation, molecular function: trace-amine receptor activity. Gene Ontology annotation, cellular component: membrane. The record is from RefSeq and is a predicted model, not a curated record.
CCUGUGUGUGCACACACACAAAGGAUUCAGGCAACUGCAAUUUUUUUCUUUUAUCAGGUAUUUUAGCUCUGACUUUGUUCGUUGAAUGUUGCAUAUCAAUGAUACACACAAUUGCUUUUUAAGCAUGAUGCGGUGCUCUUAUAACGGAGCCACUGGUUGAUAACUACUCGUGAUUGAUAAUCUCUAAUGAUUAUGCCUGUGUAGUAAUUGAAGGAAAAGUAAACAAUAGCCUCUGGGGAAUCCAGUGACUGCUGCAGCGCACGUCAGACUGGCAUCACUCCUCGCGCUCAAGGCUGUUCGUGCACACGCGUAAUGUAAAGAGCAGUCAGACACAGGGGCUUCUAGUGGACAUUUCCCCAUUCCUCCAAAUGCAUAACUGGUGCAAAGUUUGUCAAGGUGUUUGCUUAUAAACUGUAUACAUAUAUAUAAAGAAUCUUGGCAGAAUAGCCCUUACUCGUAGACAAUAUUUUUUCAGAUGUGCUAGAAGGCGCCGAGAAGUUGGAGAUAUGGAUUUUCAUUUCAAGGAGUGAAUUUCUCAAUUUGGAAAGACCACCAUGAGCAGGUUGCUGUGCCUUGCCUCCGAGCCAGAAGGAGAAAUACCACUGUGCUACUGACAGGAAUUUUACGCGCAGCUGAACAAGGAUGCCAGAGGAGCUCGCAAACUGCAGCGUGUGUUGCUGUACCACGACCAGUAAGAUACUCAUGGUGGUCUUCAUGAUAUCACUGAUACUUGCUAUACUCUUCGGGAACCUCCUGACAUUAGCAGUGGUCGUUGGAACGAAACACUUCCACACUCCACAGGGUUAUUUAAAAGCCUCACUGGCCGUGGCAGACCUAGCUGUGGGGAUUUUUGUGGUGCCCGUCUCCGUUUACGCAGAAGUAUCUCUCAUGAUCUACAAUUCAAUGCCAGAGUGGACAGCGCGCAAUUCCCAAGCCACACCUCUCCACCCGUGCAAUUUUAUCGGACCUGUGUUUGCGGGAUGCACUUUAGUUUCCAUUACAACAAUUUUCCUCCUGACUAUUGAAAGGAGCAUUGCCGUUUUGAGGCCACUGCACAAGGAAUCAGUCAUAACUAAAAAAAGAACAAGCAUACUAAUAGUCUUUUCCUGGAUGGGCAGUUUUUUCCUGGCAAUAUCUCCAUUGGUUUUCAGCGAUCAAAUCGCGCUGGAGUACAAUCCUUGCAGUCGCAUGUGCAAUUACGCGCUUGGAAGCGCAGACUUCCCUUCCCAAGCAUGGAACAUUCUCUUACUUUUCCCUGCCUUUGAUUUUACGCUACUCGGAGGUACUAUUGUCAUCAAUAUCAUAUCCCUCACCACAAUCCGCCAGCAUUCAAAAAGAAGAAAACAUCUUGCAGAGAACGAGAGUCAAAGCUCAACGAAACCAACCUUCUCCGACAUCAAGGCUGCCAAGACGAUAGGCACUCUGACGCUGGCUUUCACCGCUUCUUUCACUCCCAUCGCCGUGUUUGUAGUUGGAAAUGUGCUGGGAAAUGAAUGGUGCAAUUUUGCGUUUUUUGCCUUUUGGAUUUUGACCUCAAACAGCUGCUGUAAUGUUAUUAUAUACGGCGCGAGGGACCAGAAGUUUAGAAGUCGCGCGUAUCAGCUGCUCAUAUCCGCUCAAUUUAACACUGCGCCUAAGAAGACUGAGUAUGAAAACACUGUAAAUGGAGGGAAAGACAAUGAAGAAAUAGUCAAGCAAACCUAAUUAAUGAUAUAACUGAGCAGUAGCCCGAUUCAGGUGGUGCUUAUUAUAUUUAUUACAGACCCCUUAGUAUCUGGUUUCUAGCUGGGCAUUAGAUGGACCAAGCUGGUUAAAAUGGCUUAUAGCUGGUUUGUUGCUGCUCCUGGGUCCAGACCAGCUAGAAACAGUUUCCAGCUUAACCUGCCAGCUUUUUUAGUCCCCCUGGAUCAACUUGAGGCUUACUGGCUUUCUUGUAGACACAUUGAGGACAUGGGCCAUUCCUUGUAAUCAAAUGUUAUGAUUAUUAUCCUAGCCUAGAUUUGCAACCGUUAGGCCACAAGAUGCCUAUUGAAGCCAGUGGAAUUUAAGGCCUUCAUAACCACCUGGCAUAUGUCACUAUUCUCAGGUCCCCUCUUUUGAUUUAUUCUAAACUUUGCAUGACUCAUAGCAUUAUGUCACAUGAUUUCACCUUGUACUUGAAUAUAUCCAUAAACAUGGAUCAUGACAGUCCCACGAAAAAAAAAAAGUGGUGGGGUCAUCAUACACAUUACAUGGAUGCUCCUCUAGAAUUUUAAUUUGACAUCUUUUUUUCAUUGUGGAGAACUGAUAUUUUGAGACAUUGUGGCUUAAAUUAAAUGUGUGGAUAUACACUGGUCAAUAACUGACACUUAUAAGGAUUAAUGUAAAAACAUAAAAAGUAUACAUUAUUAUAGGGUUCAUUGUUUAUUGGCUUGUGUAAUUUUUAUAAUAAAAACCUAGGUUAGUGUUAGAAGGCUGUGUCAUAAAAGACAAAUGCAUUUUCUCAUCAGUGUAUUCAUAUCAAAUGUGUAAUUUGUAACUCUUGUCAA